GUUUAUUAUGUUAGUUUUCAAAUAAUGAGAAUAAGUAUCAAAUGUAGAAAGAGAUUUCAUUUCUGUUCUUUUUCAUGUGUACUAUUUAACAAAAUAAUUUUGGGAAUAGGACUACAAAAUGAUAUAGGGUGCCGGGACUUGAGUGGAUCGUGCUCAACAGAAAGUAGGAAAUCUUAAUUUUAAUGGAGAAAAAUCAAGUACCUGACACAUUGUUGCUAGAGGUUGCUUGACAAAACGGAACCACAAUGGGCUCAAUGCUGAGAAACUUGUGGAUUCUGUUGAUCUUCGUGACUUGUUGUGGAAGUGUUGAUAUUGUGUAUAAUAUCACAGAAGAACAGGGGGCUAAUGUGACAUUGGGGAACAUUUUCAUUGAUGCCAAACUUGGAGAAUUUCAUAAUGAUAGUCACACGGAUAAGCUGAAGUACUCGUUUUUAAGUCAGCCACCUCAUUAUUUUGCCAUAGAUCCUGAAACUAGUGAUUUCAAAACAGCUAUGAAUUUAGACAGAGAAAAAAUUUGUCCAUACAAAGAAGACUGCACAAUUCCAUUAGAAAUAGCAGUUCAGUCCGAAAUUGCAGCAUUUUUUGAAAAAAUCAUCAUCAUGGUAAAUCUUCUAGAUAUUAAUGAUAAAACACCAGCAUUUCCAAACUCUUCCACUAAUCUCAGAAUUUCUGAAGGUGCUAAGGUUAACAAGAGUUUUGUCAUUGAUGGAGCUAUUGACCAAGAUAGCGAAGAGUACUCUGUUAAAAGAUACGAAGUUAGGCCAAAAGGAACUCCAUUUGAUGUCAUUUUCUUCAGAAACCUCGAUGACAGUCUUUCAGUGAAAUUGAAGGUCAUUCGAUCUUUGGACCGAGAAGAAACAAGUCAUUAUGACAUUCAAAUUCUGGCUUAUGAUGGUGGGUCUCCUCCCAAGGUUGGCAUGAUGAGAGUUAACGUUACUAUAGGUGAUAUUAAUGAUAAUAACCCAGUGUUUGAUAAAUCCAUCUACAAUGUGACUGUCAAGGAAGAAAUUGCUGUGAAUACCACCAUUCUUCAAUUAAGAGCUACUGACAAAGAUAUUGGUAAAAAUGGUGAAAUUUUAUAUAAAAUCAGCACUAACCAACCUGAAAAACUUCAAGGACUAUUUUUUGUAAAUGAAAAUACUGGGGAACUUAAAAUUGCUAAACAGUUGAUCUAUGAACCUAGUGAGAAGUACAGACUGAUUGUUGAAGCUUAUGACAAAGGGGAGCAACCCUACCCCACCCAGGCUAUUGUGAAUGUUUAUGUACAAGACUCGGGUAACAAUCCUCCGGAAAUUAAAAUCAACUUGCUGACUGAUACGGAUCAUGCCCAAGUGUCUGAAUAUGCAAACCGUGGUGCUGUGGUUGCCCAUAUCCGAGUGAUUGAUAAUGAUGCUGGGGCUAAUGGAAUUGUCAGUUGCAACAUCAGCAACAAUCAGUUCACACUUCAGAAACUUGAGGUUCAGGAAUAUAAGGUGACUGUGGAUAAACCAAUGGAUCGUGAGGCCCAGGAUGAACAUUUUGUGAUCAUUACAUGUCAAGAUAUUGGUUCUCCACCUCUUAGCUGUAAUGCAAGUUUUCGAGUGAAAGUCACAGAUGAAAAUGACCAAGAACCCCGAUUUUCUCAGAAUGAAUAUCAUGCUAAGAUUCCAGAGGGUAACAAUCCUGGAGAUGCCAUCAUUCAGAUUUUAGCCACUGACAAUGACCUAGGUAACAAUGCUAGAAUUCAUUAUAAACUUCACGGUGAUGCUGGUGCUGAUUUCCGUGUUGAUGAAGACACAGGGACAAUCCGUGCUAACAAGGUUUAUGAUAGAGAGUCUGUGUCUCAGUAUCGCUUCCGUGUAUAUGCUGUUGAUUCUGGAGAUCCCCCACUUUCCUCCACUGCUACCAUUGUGGUAAAUAUUGAGGAUAAAAAUGACAACUUUCCAGAAUUCACUCAAAAUCAGUUCAAAGCCUCUGUCCAAGAGAAUGUGCCUUUUGACACAUUUGUUCUUCAGCUGACAGCCACUGACAAAGAUUCAGGAGACAAUGGAAAAGUAUCAUUCUCCCUUCCAAAGCAUUCAGAGAUCCCCUUCUUCCUGGCCCCCAAUGGCACCAUCCUGGUCAAUGGGAAUCUCAAUAGAGAAGAGAAGGAUCGAUACAUAUUUACGGCCAUUGCCUCAGAUCAUGGAAACCCUCCCAAUAGAAAUUCUGUGGUGAUUCAAGUGGAUAUCACGGAUGCCAAUGACAAUGAACCAAUCAUAGUGUUCCCUAAUGCCUCCAAUGACACAGUGAAGGUAUCCGUGAACUUGGCACUGAAUACGAUAGUGGCUCAGAUUCAAGCUUUUGACAUAGAUGAGGGAGAAAAUAAAACAUUGGUGUAUUCUAUUGCCAAAAGAAAUGAUUCAGACAUUUUCAAUAUUAAUAGUUUGACUGGGGAAGUUAUUGUGGCCAGAACCAUGCAUCCUAGACAUAUUGCCAGCUACUUCCUCACGAUUGCAGUGUCAGACAAAGGAGUGAAGCCUCUUACUAAGUAUGAGAAUUUACAUUUGGUGGUGGUGAAAACAAAUGCCACCACAUCUGGGAUGACGCACACCACAGGAGAUGAUGAGCUCAACAUGAGAAUUGUGGUAGCAGUUGUGGUUGUCACACUUGUUCUGUCAGCCUCCAUUCUUCUUACAAUAUUUUUUGUGAGACGCAGGGACCUGAAACGAAAGGAAUUAAAUGCACAGACUGAGGCUAAAGCAAAUACAAAUUCAUGUCCCAGAGUUUAUGUUGAUCCUCCGAAAUAUGUUGCCCCAGGACAAAAUGUGGGCAUGUUUUACAGCGAUGAAACAGAUGAGGGAGGAAGAAGAAACCACCAGAAUAUGUAUCAGUUGUCAGACCCUACAGUCAAUAUGGACAAACACACCAGAAGUGAAUCGCCAAAUGACGAGGCCCGACAGUCUGAGUUGAACAGAAUGGCCUCCAUUAGGCUUCACCAGAAACUGGUCCAGACACAUGACAAGCAGUGGCCAGUACAUAGCUCAGAGUAUAACAAAGAGAGACCAGACAAUCACAGUGACACGUCAGGGGAGACAAUUCAGUCAGACAGUGGUGUAGGGAUCAGUGAAGGGGAGACAAGAAGCACGAUGUCUCACUCUCAUCAUACAGAUGAUCUCCGUAAUAAGUUUGGCCCCUCCCAGAACGGCAGAAGAGGAACACCCCCACACCUGAGCAACAAUGUUCGCUAUCAAAAUCUUUCAUACUCCCAGCCACCCCCUCUUUAUGAAAACGUGAUGGAACUACAGCAGUAUUCCAAAAUGAUGGGGGACACCUCCCAUCACCUUCCUGUCCAUGUACGCACAUUUUAUCAACCUAAGACUUCUGUAAGUCCUACAUCAUCCAUUCCAUCUUACGGACAUUUUUCUAGUGGAUUAUACACGGCCCGGAGUGUGGACGAGACAAUAGACAGUGUUGUUACAGGCUAUAAUGAUGAUGACACGACUACAUCUGGCAGCUACACCAUUGAUGAAGAUGAGGAAGAUCCUGUAGAAGUACGUCUUCAGAAGGUGCCAGAUGUGUUUGUAUGAUGGGGAAAGUGUCUCCUUAAUGUCUCAUGUGUUCCUAAUUCUAGUCAGGAUGUCCUUCCUCAGAACAAACUCUGUCUGAAAAACAGUGCUACACAAAAACAGAAGACUUGUUUAUCCAGAUUUAUUUUUGUUAUGCAAUAUUUUACUUGAAUAUGUUAUCAAUGUGCAUAAUGUUUGUGUUAUGUUAUAUUACACAUAUCUUGUUCAAAAUGCAUUUAUGGUCUCAAGUAGAAAAUCAGUAUGGGUGCAACAUUAUAUUUGAAUAUAUACUUUACUGUGCACAAUUUAUAUACAAAGAUGAUCUCUAUAAUGUAAAGUUCCUUUUCUUCAGAUUUUGGAUGUUAAUUGGAACAGAUUUUGUAUUAAAUCAACACAUAAAAUGAAUACUUAAUUUUUGUUCACUUUAAAAUACCUUCAAAUCAUAUCAUAUCCAAUAAGGAAUAGGGCACAAUGUAUUUCAUAAUCUAGAACUGUAAAAAUAUUCCUUGUUACAUUGUCUCUGCAACAAAACUGUUGGCAGCAUUUGUUGUUGGUCCAGAAUAUUGGACUGUAAUGCAUUUAACUGUUUUUUCCUUGUAUAUUGUUAUUAUUUUGCUAUAAGCAGCAAUAUAUUUUUAUA
Saccostrea echinata is the source of this 4167-nucleotide messenger RNA. RefSeq names its product putative protocadherin beta-18. Lineage: Eukaryota; Metazoa; Mollusca; Bivalvia; Ostreida; Ostreidae. The record is from RefSeq and is a predicted model, not a curated record. The transcript has 5 exons. Gene Ontology annotation, molecular function: calcium ion binding. Gene Ontology annotation, biological process: homophilic cell-cell adhesion. Bases 246 to 3548 code for a protein of 1100 amino acids. Gene Ontology annotation, cellular component: plasma membrane.